Molecule: messenger RNA, 1698 nt
Organism: Podospora anserina S mat+
Lineage: Eukaryota; Fungi; Ascomycota; Sordariomycetes; Sordariales; Podosporaceae
Exons: 3
Coding region: 1-1698 (565 amino acids)
Biological process (GO): transmembrane transport
Molecular function (GO): transmembrane transporter activity
Source: RefSeq, a predicted model, not a curated record
AUGUCCUCCUCAGCAUCCGCCACGGCCUCCCUCAGGGAAAAGUCCGACAACAACCAUCUAACAAGCAGCACAGGAAGCGACUCCGACUCCACCAAAGUCGAAGCUGGCCUUCCCAACCCCAACACAACAGACCCAGCACCACCACCCCGCGACAUCCACGGCUUCAAGUGGAUCUCGGUCGUCAUCGCCAUCUUAUCCUCCAUCUUCCUCUACUCCCUCGACAACACAGUAGUAGCAGACAUCACCCCCGCCGCCGUCAACGCCUUCGGCGACAGCCUCAAACUCCCUUGGCUUUCCGUCGGCUUCUUACUCGGUGGCGUAAGCGUUGUCCUGCCCUUUGGAAAACUUUACAGCCUCUUCGACGCAAAAUGGCUGUACAUCUUCUCCACCGUCCUCUUCAACAUCGGAUCUGCCAUCUGCGGAGCGGCACCGUCGAUGGAUGCGCUGAUUGUGGGGAGGGUGUUGGCUGGUAUGGGCGGUAACGGGAUGUACCUCGGGACGAUGAACCUGUUGAGUGCGACAACCACCAACAUGGAAAGACCUGCAUAUCUCAGCUUCGUGGGCUUGGUUUGGGGAGUCGGUACCGUGCUCGGGCCUGUGGUGGGCGGCGCGUUCGUGGAGAGCCCGGCAACGUGGAGGUGGGCUUUCUACAUCAACUUGUGCAUUGCCGGUUUGUUCGCACCGGUGUAUCUGUUUUGGAUUCCCUCGUACAAGCCCCAGCCACGGGAAACCUCGAGCCGGGAACUGGUCAAGAAAUUCGAUUUUGGAGGGACGUUGUUGAGCGUGGCGGCGAUUACGACUUUAGUUAUGGCAAUCAAUCUGGGUGGUGCCCUAUACGAGUGGAAUAGCGGCAACAUCAUCGCGUUGUUCGUGGUAUCCUUUGUGUUGUUUGGAGCAUUUGGCGUGCAGCAAAGCUGGAACUUUGGACUAAGGGAUAAGGGCGACAAGAUCUUCCCAACGCACUUUUUGAGAAGGUGGAAUCUGGUCUUGUUGUUCUGUUCUGCAGCUGCCAUCAAUGCUGCCGCGUUCAUUCCGAUCUAUUACAUCCCACUAUACUUCCAGUUCACCCGGGGAGACAGCCCGACCGAAGCAGCUGUCAGGCUAUUGCCUCUCAUCUUCACCUUGAGUGCGGCUAUUUUGAUCAAUGGACACCUGAUGGUGAGAUGGGAAUAUUUCCAACCUUGGUAUAUUACCGGCAGUAUCUUAGCGCUUGUGGGAGGCGUGCUGUUAUCAAGGAUAGAAGCCAGCACGCCAGAGUCUCACCUUUACGGCUUUGAGAUCCUGAUUGGCCUUGGAACCGGUGCCUUUGCCCAGGCGGGAUAUGCUGUCAUUCAGACUUUAGUACCUCCUGAGGAAAUGGCGUACGGCAUCAGCUUUGUUAUGCUCGGGCAACAGGGCGGCAUCGCCUUUGGCUUGGCUAUUGCUGGGGCAGUGUUCGUCAACGAUGCCAUCGCAAAUCUCAUGGUGGCACUUCCCGGCGUCACACGAAACACAUUGCAAUUGGCCCUGUCAGGGCAUAGCGGAGAGUACUUCCAGUCGCUGUCAGAAGAGUCGAGAACUGCCGCAAUCCAAGCCAUCGUAUUGGCUUUGCAAAAGGUGUUCACUCCUGUGUAUGUAGGAGGCGCUGUUGGCUUGAUUCUUUCAGUAUGUUUCACUAAACGGAAGAUGUCGAAAGAUGUGAUUCCCAUUGCUGCUUAG